AUGGCUUACCCUAGCUUCACUGUUAUGCCUGUUUAUCUUCAUGCAGUUCUCUUUAGAGGAGAUCUCUCACAGGACUCUUGUCAGGCUUGUCUCAACAAGUCUACUGAUAUUCUCUUGCGAAAUUGUUCAACUCAAAAGGAAGCAAUCAUAUGGGCAGAAGAUUGUAUGGUGAGAUACUCAUACAACUUGAUAUUUGGUAUUAAACAAGAGGACCCUCUUGAGUAUGUGCCUAGCCCAAACCCUCCUAAAAAUCCUCAAAAUUUUGAGCCGGUGCUUACCCCCUUGUUGGGUAUUUUAAGGGACAGAGAUUCGUCAGGGAAUUCUCUUCAAAAAUUUGCAGCAGGGCAUGCACCUGUCCCUGGAGAUGAAACAAUAUACGCGCUUGCUCAGUGCACUCCAGACAUGGACAAGAAAAACUGCAGCAAUUGCCUUAACAAGACCAUCUUAGAUAUUCCAACAUGUUGCCGUGGAAGGAAUGGAGGAAGAGUCCUUAAACCCAGCUGUAAUUUAAGGUAUGAGAAUUAUAGUUUCUUUGAGUCUAGAGCCGGUUCGUUAGUAGAUAUUUCACCUCCAGUUCCGCCAGCACCAGCACCUGAAGAAGCAAAAAAGAAGAGUAACACAAAACAAACUGUCAUCAUCAUCGUUGUAGUUUUGGUUGUUUUUGUCACUAUUGUCAGCAGCAUAUGCUUUUUCUUCAGAGUAAGGAAACGAAGGGUAAAACUUGAACAAGAUGAGAAUUCGGAGGACGUUAGUCUGGUGGAAUCGUUGCAAUAUGAUUUUGAAACUAUAAGAUCUGCAACAGAUGACUUCUCUGAUGCAAAUAAGCUGGGACAGGGUGGAUUUGGAGCCGUUUACAAGGGUGAGCUAGCGAAUGGAAGAUAUAUAGCUGUGAAAAGGCUCUCUAAGAAUUCUGCACAAGGUGAUCGUGAAUUCAAAACUGAAGUCACGUUAGUUGCUCAACUUCAGCACCGGAACUUAGUGAGGCUGCUAGGUUUUUGCUUGAAAAAAGGGGAAAGAAUCCUCAUUUAUGAAUAUGUGCCUAACACAAGCCUUAAUCAUUUCAUUUUUGAUCCGACUGGUCACGCACAUUUGGAUUGGGAAACACGUUACAAAAUCAUAGGAGGCAUUGCUCGAGGGCUUCUUUACCUUCACGAAGAUUCUCGACUUCGAAUUAUUCACCGUGAUCUUAAACCUAGCAACAUUCUGUUGGAUGAAGAUAUGAAUCCUAAAAUUGCGGAUUUUGGCAUGGCGAGAUUGUUUAUGAUGGAUCAAACUCAAGGAGAUACUAAGACAAUUGUGGGAACCUAUGGAUAUAUGGCUCCAGAGUAUGUAAUUUAUGGACGUUUUUCAGUCAAGUCGGACGUCUUUAGUUUUGGCGUGUUAGUUCUUGAAAUCUUAAGUGGUAAAAGGAUUAGCAGUUUUCGAAACAGAGAGAAUGAGGAGGAUCUUUUAAGCUAUGCUUGGAGGAAUUGGAGGAAUGAUACGGUGGCAAAUAUCACGGACCCAAAGCUGACGACAGGUUUAGGAAUUGAAAUGAUGAGAUGCAUCCACAUUGCAUUGCUAUGCGUCCAAGAAAAUGUGGCAAGCAGCCCAUCCUUGGCUUCAGUUGUCUCUAUGCUUAACAGCCAUUCUGUCACACUCUCACUACCCUCACGACCGGCAUAUUAUUUGCAAUAUAACAGUGGAUCAGACAUAACAGGGUCCGAUGAAUCCAAUAUAAGUGUCAGGAAAUAA
Molecule: messenger RNA, 1734 nt
Organism: Prunus mume (Japanese apricot)
Lineage: Eukaryota; Viridiplantae; Streptophyta; Magnoliopsida; Rosales; Rosaceae
Source: RefSeq, a predicted model, not a curated record